Capronia epimyces CBS 606.96 is the source of this 1734-nucleotide messenger RNA. RefSeq lists its product as uncharacterized. Gene Ontology annotation, cellular component: Swr1 complex. Gene Ontology annotation, molecular function: ATP-dependent H2AZ histone chaperone activity. The record is from RefSeq and is a predicted model, not a curated record. The coding region runs from base 1 to 1734 and encodes 577 amino acids. Gene Ontology annotation, biological process: chromatin remodeling. The transcript has a single exon. NCBI's taxonomy places the organism in Eukaryota, Fungi, Ascomycota, Eurotiomycetes, Chaetothyriales, Herpotrichiellaceae.
AUGGAGCCACCUCCGCCUCCGCCGCCACCGCACGGCUCUAAUCCACAAGGCGGCAGGUCGGGUGGCCUCCCUGAUGGCAGGUACGAUAUUUUUGUCAUUCCUCCGCAUUCCGCGGGUUCGGGCUUUCUCUAUCUGCCAUCACUACAAACCCAGCGCAACAGUUUCUUGGCCGGUGUCUUUUGUACAGCUGCUACGUUCUUCAUCUACACGACGGCUGUGCCGGUGGUCAAAGAAUGGCUGCUGAACACAAUCAACAGCGGUGCAAGCGGAGUGUUCACGAUCGUGUGUUGUGUUGCAGUAGUCGCUUGGGCACUUGGCAAGACGCAGGGUGAGUGGACACAAUCUUCAUCGUCCGCUCGGGCAGGUCCUAGUCCUGGUGCCGGUGGUCAUUCUCGCCCGGGGAGUACGGGCUAUGGCAAUGCUGGAUCAUAUUCGCAACCUCAGUCAGGACCUCACCCUCAUGCACAAUCUGCUCCUCCUCCCCCCCCUCCACCACCUCCCAACCACGGAACCAGUGCACCUCCUCCACAGUCGUCCUGGCAAAGACCACAAGCCAAUACAAAGGCCAACACUACCAGUGGGAAAUCAAGCUGGGAAAAGGCUAGAGAAGAGACGAGAAAGAGGGAGGAAGAGAGGAAACGAGCAGAGGAGUUGAAAAAGCGACGAGAAGAGCUAGAAAAAGAGCGGCAGAAACAGAGGGAAAAGGACGCACUAGAGAGGCUUGAGCGCGAGCGCAAAGAAAAGAAAGAGCGUGAAGAAAAAGAGGCUGCUGCUGCCGCGGCCGCGGCUGCUGAGAAGGAGAGACAAGAACGCGCAACGGCGGCGGCGGCGGCAGCGGCGGCACGAGCAUCACCAACGAAGCGUCCCCCUAUGCCAUCUGUACGAACCGAGCAUGACGACGAUGCCUAUUCUUUCAGACCCUAUGACCGCGCCAAAAGAACACACAAAGCAAACUCGGCGGCAUCAAUGUAUUCGGAAUCCUCUUAUACCCCCUCUGAGAGCACGGCAAGGACGACACCGCCUCCCUCGAUGCGCGGCCCAUAUUCUACCAAGGACCCGGACAAGAUCAUCAUCAAGGGGGUGUUCUCCUUCAACAACGCUUUCAUGCGAACUCCCAUCUCGCAACUUAGAUCCGCCCAAGGUAAUGUCACCGACGGUCUAAUCCUACGGAUCACCACCGAAGGUUUGUUCAUUGAUGACGAUGUACGAGGAGUACCACAACGGGAAUGGGAUGUCAAGGCGUGGACGAUGAAAUUGGCAGAGGUAUGGUGUCCCCAAACAUCCCCAGCAGAAAACACUUGUGCCCCGAAGGGUAGAUCCUUCCUUGGAAUUGGUGCCGAUUCGAGGCACCAGUCGUCACCCUCACAGAACGACUCGACGGCUUUUGUCACCAAGCUGUUGACGUCUUGCCAAGGAGGGUGCAAGACGGCCGGGCCUCGAACAUAUACAACCCACAGAUUCGCGUCUUCGCUGUCUAGCAAAUCAACGAAUAGCGAUGAUACUGACGCAACUUUGACACAGAGCUGUGAACUCGGCGGUCUGCACGUUCUUCGAGCCACAAUUCGCGACCAGGAAGGAAAGAAAUAUGUCUUUGUCUUGUCACAAAGCGAGGGUUGGAAAGUUGCCGUUGGACUCCAGCGUCUACGGAGGGGCAGCCAGGUGCGAGCCCUAGGGGUUGCCGGUCUUCCACAAAAUGAGGCCAAAGCGAUUCUUGAGAAUCUGGGCUUUUUGUGA